Molecule: messenger RNA, 3118 nt
Organism: Hemibagrus wyckioides
Lineage: Eukaryota; Metazoa; Chordata; Actinopteri; Siluriformes; Bagridae
Product: fidgetin-like protein 2
Exons: 2
Coding region: 152-967 (271 amino acids)
Source: RefSeq, a predicted model, not a curated record
GGGGCAGGGCUGGGGAUGGUGUCACUGAGAGGGUGAAGGAGCAGCAGAAGGAAGACCACGGUGUUCUGGUGUGUUCUGGUGUGGCAGUGUGGAACUCAGCAAUUUGCUAUGUUACUGUGGAGAUGCAUGGAAAUGAGGAGAUGUGGUAAAGAUGCACUGGUCGUCUGAGUGGGCAGAGCAACACUAUGACAUCACUUCCACCACGUCACCUCCUGCCCACCCUAAGCCUGUUCCAUAUCCACAGCCCAGUCAUCCCGCUUUCUCUGGCUAUUCCGACGACAUCAGUGCCCUCAGUGCCUCCAGCCUGCUAAAGCGCUAUGCUGAGAGGUAUUCCUUCAGUCCGGUCUACCCGGAGCCUGGAGCUUUCCGAAGAAGUGAGCCUGCCCAGGAUGCCUGGUCAAUGGGCUACAACCCAGAUGGGAUAGAUGGAAUUAAAGGUUCUUUAGCGAGUGCAAGCAACCUUUCAGAGCAAUUUGGUAAUGGGGCAAUAUCUCAGGAUUAUACCUCCACCUACAGCGGGUCACACUUGUACCCUCGACCGACUUACUUGCACCAGCCAGCUUUUGCCUUAACGUCAAGCUACCCUCCUCCCACCCCGGUCUAUACCUAUCCCCCGGGUUUAACCACCCCCAGUUCUCCUUCCCUGCUACCACCACUGAGCAGCAGCCUCCAAACCACCCACAGCACUCAGGCUCUGAAGCGGCCUGAGGAGUUCCAAGAACAUAACAAGACUUUUGGAUUCGAUCAAAAUAAAAGUAGCAGAGUGUCACCUUAUACAGCGAGGGAUAGUGCUGAGCAUCCCAUCAGCAAUGGCAUCCCAAAUAGCAGUGCAGAUCUUCAGCACAUCAGGCCAGACAGGCUUCUCCCUCAACCAGACAUGAAGGUAGACCUGGUGAGGAAGAGCAGUUAUUUACAGCCCUCAGAGGCACCAUCUUACAGUGGUGCUGAGCAGUACACCUACCCCUGAGGUGGCCUGAUUUACCCCUAAGUUGGCCUGGUUUACCCCUGAGGUGGCCUUAUUUACCCAGCCUAGUGGAGUGUUCUUGGAGCUUUUGAUCAUAUCUUCACUCUGCAUUUGAAACAGAAUGAGAGAGUCCUGACCAGAGAAUGUUAGUUAUUAAAUUUGAUCUUAGUUUAUUAUUGGGAAUUUUUAAAAAUUCAAGUCACAUUUUAAGGUUACUAAAAAAUCAAGUGUAUAAUCUUUUCCAGAGAAGGAUAUUUUUUAGGAAUUUAGGCAAGUUUUCACCAAAGAACCAUUUCCAAGAUUUAUUACUAGUGGAACCUGGACUAGGUUAAUUUUCUAGAUAGGUCUGUGAGAAUGUCAGUAUAUAUUCUCAAAAAUAUAUAUUGAUAUUCAAAAACUGACCCAAGCCCCGGACAGCUUUACUGUGUUCCAAUGUAAUGGUGAGGUCAUCUAGGCACCAUUUAAGGUGCUGCUUGACAUACUGAGCAUUGCUGUUAGGUCUCUAUGCAAGCCAGAGUUACAUUUCUGUCUCAGGAACCUUUUCUGUAACCCAGGAACCUUUUCAAGAGCUAAAGAAUCUUAAACCCAUUUCUACCAUCACAAUGUAGAAAGGAGCUCAUUUACACCACAGGAAGUUUUUUUUAAGGCAUACAGGAAUUAGUUAGGGAUAUAUUGUGCAUUAUCACCAGAGGCACCAGGGCAGGUGUAGUUUCUGGGCUGGAGUUCUGGGCUGCAAACCAUACGUUUUAAUAAAAGACAGGAACCUGACCCAUGCCUGAGACAAUUUCAGGAGCCAUUUUAGUUCCUGAGUCUUCCAAUUUGGAAUGGAGCUUGGCUUAUUGAAUGUUACAGAUUGUUAAUCAACCUUCUCAUAUUUAGCUAGUAGUUGUUAUAUAUCAGAGGUAGAACAUCACACAGCUUGAAGUGUACAAACACAACUAGUGAUAUUAAUGUCAUGAUGAUGCAACUAGACAAAACUAUUAAAGAUCAGCUCCGGUCAGCUUCCUCCAGGUUUGCUGAAGGCACUGAAGUUCUCAAUCCUGCUGUUCUCCCAUAUCAGUAAUAAAAAAAACAAAAAAACAAGGACUCACCCAGGAGAUUUCUCAACUCCUUGGUUUCUCAGAAGCUUCCUAAACCUUGGUGGAAACACAGCCUAUAUCCUUAGAGCUUUACAUUUCCUUUUCCUCAGACUGACUAUUGUUCUCUAACCCCCGCUCUGUAAGUAAUCAAUCAGUGUAGUGAAGCAUAAGCCACAGCCAGCACUAAUCCCCCACACCAGUCAAUAAAUUCCACUCGCAUGCAGACUGAAGAUAGAGAGGGAAGGAGGGGAAAUUAGACAUUUUAAAGAUUAGGUAAAUAGUCAGGUAUUUAUACUCAGGAAAAUACUCAGGAAUUUAGAAUCUAAACGUUUACAAGUUUUCUUUCUUAAGGACGUGAUGUUUUUUUGGAAAUUACUUAUGUAUUCUAGACAUAAACUCGCACAAAGAUUCAUGAAAAAUAUGCAAUUUAUGAAGCUUCAGGAGGAGAGUUUAUUCUGAAUGUCUCUACCUUAUCUCAGGAAUGAUGGGAAAAGCUUGAGAAAUGCUAAUGUCUUUUUUUGUGUUACUUUUCUGUUUCAUUAAUGGUAGAAGUUGUUCCUGCUGAGAAUUGUAAACACUCAAGCAGCUGAUUAAAGAAUUUACUCGUCUAUGAGGUAACAGAUCUGUCCUGUUAACUAUGAACACCUUUACUAAGAGACCGUCACUGUUAUCAGUAAUGAAAAGUUAUUUGAAUUUGAUAAUGUUAAUCAUGUCACAAGGGGCUUUUAAGUAGAUAAAAUGAAAGAAAGGGAACUUUCUCAUCUUUCUGCUCUUCUGUUUUCUGCUCCACAGGAACACGGUGUCUUUGUGAUGAUUGAAGACACAUUAACUUACAUCUUUAUAUCUAUUUUGAUCAAAAAACAUGAUUUAAUCAGUGAUUUAAUCAGAUUUACAAACGGGUCAUAAAUGCUGCAAGUGUUAAUUGUUAAGUUUGAAAUAAUAAUUGUUAAGAUUGUUAAGAUUGUGUGGUUGUAGUUUUAAUACUUGUAAAAAAAAACCACUACCUCGUGUUUGUAUGGUGAUUUUUUUUUCUCUUGAAUAUAAAAAGUAAUUUUGUGUUUUUAAUUCUGAAAAC